Molecule: messenger RNA, 1662 nt
Organism: Peniophora sp. CBMAI 1063
Lineage: Eukaryota; Fungi; Basidiomycota; Agaricomycetes; Russulales; Peniophoraceae
Source: the annotation of a GenBank genome assembly
AUGUCCACCGUCACUCCGCCUGAUGUAUCCGCAUCUGUACCUCCUGUCGCAGCGCAUGCUCUCCCUUCCGAGCACAGUCUGCUGCUCACUAGCGAUCUCCGCGACUACGUGCAAUCGGCGCUCGCUCAGCAUUACUGGGAGAUCGCGGAUUUAUUGACGCGUCUCAACUACCCGACCCUAUCUUCCUUCGUGCAAGACCUUCGCCUCCUCUCCUCCCAGCUGAAAUCAGAAACAUUGCGACAGACUCUCAUAAUCAGUCGGAUGACUGAGCCGACGGCUACGACAUACCAUAAAAUCAUGAAUCUGCUGCAGUACCUCCGUACAGACCCGGGGAAGAACCUGACACAUGGAGGGCAUGAGUUAGAGAAGACGCUCGAAUGGUUGCGGCACGUUGGCCGUGUGGUACUCGCGGAGCUGGUUGGUUCUCGCCCCGCCGUUCAGCAUCCCACGCCGACCGCUACGCGCGAUUCUUGGCCUACACCGCGCUUCCUUGAUCCAUCCCUGCCACCAGCACCCGUGCCGCGUCUGCGUUCGCGUCCUGUUACAACGGUCCACACCACUCUCCCCAGUCAUAUCUCCGGCGCCGUUGCUCUUCCUGCGCGGGAAGAAGACCCGACAACGUCUGAAACGGAGUAUUCCGACGCAAUGUUUCUCAAAGCGCUUCUUGAAUGCUCAGGCGUCACAUCCCCCAAGCCCGGAUGGCUUAGCAGUUUCGUUGAAAGUGCAGGCAGCGGCUCUGUGACGCUUGAACAUCCAGUAGACACGAGAAAUCCCAGACCGUCAUUCGCUACAAACCGCCGUCUAGCUUUGCCCGGCAAUAUGAGUACUCCCCUUCAGUCGCCGCCGCAUGUGUCGGCAUCAACGCGCGAAGAGACAUCAGGUCGAGUGCCGCCGUCUGAGGAUCCACUCGAUGCACCGCCGCCUGGACUACCAGUUACUAUGGCAGGCUGUCGUCCUGUCUUACUUGCUCAUACGGGUUCUCCCCUUCACACACAAUCAAGAGUGUCGCCGUCAACGCAUGCGCCAGUGCCUGCGCGUGUGCCGCCUUCCGAGGAUCCUGUGACGCCCCAAGAACAUCCGAUCGAUGCGCUAUCUGAAUCCCCUGCACCGCGAGCCACUACAGGCCAUCGCCCUGUCUUGUUUGACCGCUCGAGUUACCCCAUACAUCGGCCAUCUCUUGCGUUGCCAUCGACACAUGCACCGAUAUCAGAGCGUGCGCUGCCUUCCACCAAGCCGCGAGGGAAGAAGACGUCACUACCUCCGGGUGCCGAAACGUCCUCUGAUGAGGCGACUUCUGGAUCAGCCUACGACUUUUUGGUCUAUGCGUUCGGCGAACAUCCACUCAACUACGACUUCUACUCCAAUGCAUAUAGUGCUGUCACAUCGAACUACGUCGUGGAGAAUAACAUUGUCUCCAUCCUCACCUCAGAUGGUCUGCAUGCGCGUCGUCCGCAGCGCGAGUCAGGAUACGAACUUCUCGGUCUAGACGAUGCCGACAGCCUGACCUGGCGUAGUGAUAUAGGCAGGCUUAUUGGAGGGGCGUUCUUUGCGCGAGCUCAUUCAGGUGCGAAUGUUUCUCGUAUGCUUCUCGGCCCUGUAGCUGAUUACGCAAAGCAGGGGCCAACACCGGGAGUCGCAAACCCGAACCUCGAUGGACGCUGA